AAGUACAGUUCGCAGUCCAGUUCGCAAACAAAAGACGUCUUUUUAAMUCAAUUUUUCUCGUUCUCCAUCUUUGUGAGUAUUCUAGCAUUUUCUCUAGUAUUUCAUAAAUCAUGGAAGGCUCAAGUAAGGAUAGUUCAAGCUCAAGAACGCCAGAAAAUGUAGCCGAAAAAACAGCUGAAAUUGUAUCCAACAUGGCGCUGGCACACGAACUAGUUAUGAACGAUAAAUUCGAGUUUCAGGAUUUUCCGGACAAUUCGAUUGAAAAGCAUGUUAAAGAGAUUGUCCACAAAGCAUUCUGGGAUAAAUUGAGGGAAGAUCUUGAGUCAACCCCGCCUGUCUAUACUCAUACGUUAAAUCUUUUAGUAGAAUUGAAAGAGAAUCUUCUAGGCCUUCUUCUUCCUCAACACAAGAGUUUUAGAUCAAUGAUUAAUGAAUUUCUAGAUGUUGAAUUGAUCAAACAAAAGAUUGAGCAUGAUGCUCUUGAUCUGCCGCAGUAUGCAAAAGCUGUAGUAGAUAUAUUGUCCAAACUSUGUGCRCCAGUACGAGAUGAGCAAGUACAAGCCCUGCUGAAUGUCAAUGGAGUCGUUGACAUGUUUAGGGAAAUAUUCAAAGUUAUUGACCUUAUGAAAAUGGAUAUGGCAAAUUUUCAAAUUCAGGCUCUAAAACCACAGCUUCUUCAACAGUCCAUUGAAUAUGAAAGAACAAAGUUUAAACAAUACUUAGARACCAAUCCAGAUGGACUGACAUCAACUAAAGUUUGGCUUUAUAAAGGAAAAGAAGUAGCAACAGCUUCAUCAUCAUCAUCUUCUCAUGAUACCACUGAUUCUCCUGGUGUGAAGCACCCUCAAGUGCUUGCUUAUUCUUACCUUGGUAUUAUAUUUGGAGAACCUGACUGGCCAUAUCCUGAGACAUUAAUCAUGGAUGAGCUGCGUCUGGCUGAGAUGAAAUCAAGUGUCCAUAGAACCACACUAUUAGGAUGCAUUAUUUUGGUUACCAUGCAAACUGUAGCUAGGCAGCUGCAAGGYGAUGCUGCCUUUUUAAAAGACUUGAAACAAGUGUUGAUUAUAUUAUUAGAUGGAAUACCAGAGGGGGAUGUAACAUCAUCAAUGACAAGUAUUUAUGAACAAGUCAAGCAAGAAACAAAUAAGUAUUUAGCAAAACGAGGAUUUUCUGAAAUAGCAGAGGACCAAGAAGUGUUAGUCAAAGGACAAAUAACUUCAUUAGGAGAUCCAAACCAGAAUUUGAGAAAACUAUUAUCAAAGCGUGCUUAUGACUUCAUGUUUAAUGUCGUCAAUGUUCUGUUACAACAUGGCAAUAUCAACAAGACAGGACAACUUCCCRUCCCYCCUGGAUUAGAUGCUGUUGGAACUGAAUUAUCUGAACUAGCAGUACGAUUUGGACGUUUAGUUUGUCAUAAUGCUAUGACAUAUAAACCAUUUUACAAUGAUAUACUAGAAAGUACUGAACAUACUUAAUCAACAUGURAAAAAGAGAAGGGUGUAUGGGUUACCUGUGUAAUUYACAUCWUGAAUCUGRUGCAAUAUUUGAGAGUAACAGAGGGAAGGGUGGGUGACUAUAGCUUUUGUAAGAAUUUUUGGAUUUUUGUGAAACAUCUACAACCAAAAUUUUAAUUAGUAUUGGCUUGAAUAGAGUGUGGAAGCUAUAAUAAUUUAUUAUUUUUGUACAGUUUUUUGAAUAUUAUAUUUUACAGUGAUUCAGAUAUUUCUAAAUUUCAUUUAUACUAAACAUUUAAUUCCCUUUUGUUGUUUUCCUUUUUGUCUCACACUUCCCUUUCUUUMUUUCAUUCCUUUUCAAAUUCUGAAUUCUUUCCUCCCUGGUAUUCUCUUUUAUUAUUAUUUUUUCACUUAUUUUUAUUUUGAGCGAUUGGAAGUCCUCAAUCAAGUACGUUGUGCAUAAAUCAACUAUUUUAGGUAGUUAGUAUCUUAAAAUAAAAGAAAUUACUGUGUGACAUGGUUUGGCAAGAUUUCAUGUGAUAAUUAUAAAUAUAUUUAUAUAUAAGGUAAUAACAAAAAUUAAAAUAUUUUAUACUUUAA
Molecule: messenger RNA, 2054 nt
Organism: Exaiptasia diaphana
Lineage: Eukaryota; Metazoa; Cnidaria; Anthozoa; Actiniaria; Aiptasiidae
Product: T-complex protein 11-like protein 1
Exons: 8
Coding region: 111-1475 (454 amino acids)
Biological process (GO): signal transduction
Source: RefSeq, a predicted model, not a curated record